Messenger RNA from Cavia porcellus (domestic guinea pig), 3689 nucleotides. It is a transcript of the gene Plekhs1, whose product is annotated as pleckstrin homology domain containing S1. Lineage: Eukaryota; Metazoa; Chordata; Mammalia; Rodentia; Caviidae. The record is from RefSeq and is a predicted model, not a curated record. Bases 534 to 1970 code for a protein of 478 amino acids. The transcript is spliced from 15 exons.
UUUUAAUUUGUUUGCUUUUAUUUAUUUUUUUUAAUGCUAGAUACCGGGAACACCAAGGGCAGUUGUGUGCCAAGCCACAAGAAAACUAAAGCCCAGGACUUCCCCCAAGGCACCAGCUUCCUUUUGAGUUUAGGACAAAAAGAAAAUCUUCUCAAGGAUACAAAUUUGAGAACUUCCUUCUGGUUCACAGUGCAAACCAGGGUGUACUCAAUCCACACCCGGCACCAACGGUCAGAGUGAACAGACAGACUUCAGAAGACCCAAGGACAGUGCUUUUCUGAGAACUGGAUCAGCAAACUCUUGGCUUCCUUGAAUGGGUAGAAGAGGGAGAAAUGGUCCCUGUUGGUGACACUGGAGCCCUUCAGAUAGUGGAAGGUCAGCGAUGUCCUUCAAAGUACACUUGGCUAUCCAGUGUACAAGGAAUGUGAUUGUCACUGGGAGUGUCUGUUAGCAUCAACACAAGGACUGCCCCUGGCACUUCCCUUUUCAAGGUCUUCAGUGUUACUCAUUCAAGGUGAGAACAGACAGACAUAAUGGAAACCAAAUCUCCGAAGAGUGCAGGCAAAAGGUUUACAUUUUAUCAUGAAAAUGAAGUCUGUAAACAAGAUUACUUUAUUAAGUCACCCCCUCCUCCGCUUUUCUUCUCCUCAGCCUCUUGGAAAAGGCGGUUUUUUAUCCUGUCAAAGAAUAAGGAAAAGAGACUUAGUCUUUCCUAUUACAAAGACUGUCAUCACCGAGGUUCCAUUGAAAUUGAUCAAAAUUCUAUUGUUGAAGUUGGUAUAACAAUCCCAGAAAAGAUGCAAUCUGUACAGAAGAUGUUUAAAUGCCAACCUGAUCAGGUGAUGUCCAUCAGAACCACUAACAGGGAUUAUUUCCUCAUUGCUGAAGACAAGGAGAAGAUUAGAGACUGGGUCUCCUUCUUGUCAUCGUUCUGCCGGGGUGUAAUAGCAGCUCAUCAGAACACCAAGGAGAGAUUCUUUUUGCCUGCUGCAAGGCCCACUUCUGACAACAGCUUUUUCUCCAGUCAUUCAAGCACACUGGACACUGUCAGCCCCAUUUCAUCAAGGACCAGCCUUCCAGACAUGCAUUCAAUAGAAAAAAGUCUUCCAGGAUUCAGGCAAGCUCAUGUUACAUUUGUUUUCCCGUCAAAGGCCACUGAAGUUACAGAAGAAGAGGGCCAUUAUCUUACUCCUCGAAGUGUUCUUUCAGAGUUGGAUAGUGUUAUUGAUUCCCAUGAGUCUGGGGAAACCAUCGAACCUGGUAAUGCUAUGGAUUCUAACAAUUCUGAUUGUCCAGAUGGGGUGUCCGAGGAAACUGAAUCUGAUUAUAUGUCAAUGAAAUCCUUGUUUGUCAAAGAGACACCUCAUGCACCUGCUGAUUGCCAAGGGGAAUCCCACACUUUUCCAGAGACUCAGGAUGGGGAGUCUCACCUGCAAGCUCAAGACUCAGAAAGCAAUUCAUGCCUUCCACCUGCCAAUACAGAAGCACAAGCUGCGAAUGAUAACACGGGGUCGGCCUCACUAACUGUUGUGAAAUUGUCUGUUUUACUCAAUAACAUCCCUGAUGAAAGCCAUGUGGAGAGUGUGAAUGUGUUCCUUUCUCCUCCAGAUGUCAUUAAUUAUCUUGCUCUCAUAGAAGCCGCAGGGCGGAUAUGUGUGGCUCAGUGGGAAGGCCCUCCAGAGCUGGGAUGCUUAUUUUGCCAUGGAGAUCAUAUUUUGGCUGUGAAUGGGAUAAGGCCUCAGAACCUGGAAGAAGUGUCGCUCUUUCUCACCCGGUCUAUACAGAACAAGAAAGUAAAGCUCACCAUAGGCCGGAUCCAAAAUUCAAAGAAAUUCCAUGCUAUGUCCUGUACUUGCUCCUUAACAAAUCAAGGAGAUGCCCCUGCUCGAAAGGACAAGUCUCCACUGACUAAGACACUAAGGAGGAGUCCAGCAAUGAAGAAGGGCCAGAGUAAGGGAGCUGGAGAGUAGCCUGCUGUGGGCACUGUAGCAGAAAGAGGGUGGAGCCUUGAUGUGCCCUGGCCUCUGCUCUUCACAGACAAGCUCACAUACCUCUCUUAAUUAUGGUAUGUGCAUCUUUUUUUUUUUUUUAAUCGGUACUGGGGAUCAAACUCACAACACCUGCUUGCAAGGCAGGUGCUUAUGCUGCUGAGCUAAAUCCCCAGCCCUGGUAUCUGCAUCUUAAUGAUGGGGCUAACUCUCCUGUCUCUGGCUAUUGCAUCAGGGAUGCUGGUAAGGUCAAAUGGGAUAGUGACCAGGGGUCACAGUGAAGAUAGAAGGCCUUGUCCCAAACAGUACAGAUACAGACUGGAUUAGUCCUUCAUCUCAUUAACACACACUGUAUUCUGUGAGGUCAUGGCCCACAUAAUCAUUUCUUUGUUAAGGAACAAAAUAGUUGGAAACCCUUAUCCCACAAAGGCAACUUCCCCCAGAGAGGUGUAAGACCUCCAGGCCUGCCCAAAUACCUCCUAUGACUAUUGGACCACUGAAUCUAGAAAGCAAGGGCAGGCUGACCUCUUGGGUUUAAUACAUCUCUCUUCUUAAAGACCUAAUAACUAUUUUAGAAGCUGAAGUAGUUGUAGGAUUUAAAUCCUGGGUUGAUUUCCUUGUUUCAAAAAUCAGAAGAGAACUACUUAGCUCUUCUAAGUUUGAAUAUUCUUAGUUUAUUGAUGCAUGAAUAAAUUGACCCUGGAAGGCCAAAGGAAUCAAAUAGUUUGUCAUAGAUUGGAAACCAAAGGCAGAUCACUGAAGCACUAAUCAAAUUUGGGAGAGUUAGAGCAAAAGGGGUCUUGGAGAGGGUGUCUUACUUUGUUGUUAUUUCACAUGGAAGAAAUCAAGGCCUCAAAUGGUGAAUGAUGUGCCCUGUUCAUAGUUUCAAGUUUCAUAACUGUUUGGUAGCAGAGUCAAGAAUCUAAAAUCAGCUCUGGAGAGCAACUGUCCCAACCUUCAACGUAGAUUAGGAAAGAUCUUCAGCACUCAUGAGAGACAUUUAAACACACUUCAUCUUCUGUUGUCCAGAAAGGAUAAACCAGUCUCAUUUACAUGCCAUGUGUGGCCUACUAUUUCUACUUCUAAAAUGUGCCCUAGAGAAAUCCACAGCACAUAAUGAUAUCUGUAAAAACCAAGAUGUUUACCAGCACACCUUAGCAUUGUUUGCAUAAUGAGGAAGUCAUUUGGGGAUUAUUUAAUUAUUAUUUGCCAGAAUUGAACAGGGAAGAUGUUAAAAAGUUUGGCAUAUGCAGUUAUGAGUAAUGUACAUCACAUGCUAAGAAUGAAAGAUGCAAACUGCAGUGUAGUAGGUGUAAUAAGGAUUCAUCUUUAUAAAAAUAAAUUUUGGAAGUUUGUGUAGAUAUGCAUAUAAAAUCUCUCAGCACUAGUUAGGAGUGAGCCACCUACCUCCCUAGGGAGGUUGUAAGGUUCCAGUUUGGUACAUUUCCCGUCUCCUAAACACUGCAUCAAGUGUUAUGCUGCUGCCUCUGUCAUGCUUUUUGGCCUUUUUUAAGUUAAGAAUAACCCACAUUCAGUUGUCAGUAAGAAUUACUUAGAGAUGUACGAUCAGGAUUUGUCCUGGGAGAGAAGCAUUUUGGUAAUGUUUGAAUUUGAAUUUUUUUUUUAACGUGAGCAUAUGUUGCUUUUGAAAUGAAAAACAUGUAUGCAAAUGUGGAAAAGAAAUAAAUAUACAUAUGUGUA